This is a messenger RNA of Trichomycterus rosablanca, 964 nucleotides long. RefSeq names its product SERTA domain containing 4 (gene sertad4). NCBI's taxonomy places the organism in Eukaryota, Metazoa, Chordata, Actinopteri, Siluriformes, Trichomycteridae. The coding region runs from base 140 to 964 and encodes 274 amino acids. Gene Ontology annotation, cellular component: nucleus. The transcript is spliced from 4 exons. The record is from RefSeq and is a predicted model, not a curated record.
AAACCAGAAUUUCUGCCAAUCUAAUUAAUGCACAUACAGCAUCGGACAAUACGAACAUUUACCACCGAUGAUUGUUUAUUAACUGUUUCCGUCAGCAAAACAAAUCCAGGCACGUGCAACCCUGCAGCUCGAGGAAGCGAUGACACUGGUCCUGUCCAUAAACCCUUUCUUUGAUCAUGAAGCUGAAGCUGCACCGCCAAUUUACCAACCAGUCUGGGAGUCUGAACGCAGGAAUCCCAACCACCUUACACCUGAGGGCGACACCCACAAGCUCAGUAGGGAGCCUGCUUGCAGACAAAUCACUUACUUCAAGAGGAAAUACAUGGAGGACGAGGAUUCUCUGAUAAAAUUCAGAAGUUACAGUUACACUGGGUCUCAAGUAGAAUCUCUGGAGGAGCACUCUCAUGUGCUUCAUCUCUCUUUGGAUAAGAUGCGCUUUACUGAUGAUCCUGAAGCUUUUCUGCGCCGCUCCGUUCUCAUCAACAACCUCCUGCGCCGCCUCCGAACCGAAAUCCUUCUCCACAGGGCGUGGUCUUUCAUGCCAGGUCCUGCCCCUGUUUCCUUGACAAUGCCGAUCUUUACCCAUCCGGACCGGGGCCAUAAGAGGUUGCGUUUGCUUCAGGAGGAAAAAGAUGAGUGUCUUUCUGAUUGUUGUUGCUUCUAUGAAGCGAGUCGCUAUGUGCGAUUCCCAGUGUGCAUUUAUAAACAGAAAAUUGAACCUUCAUCAUCCUCGCCAUUAUUAACAAAUGACCUUGAGCAACAUUUAGAUGAGGAAGAGGUCAGUGAGGAAGAACGCAACACAGAGGAGGAUCUUGACUCUCUUUGUCCCGGAUUGGACCAGUGCGAAGCUAUGUUACGAGCAAAACAACAAAGUAUAAAAGAUAAACAAGAUGCAAAUGUUGGAAAUGGCAAUGAAACAGGACACCAGGGGGCGCUAGUUUGGGAUCAGCAAGGGAGAAAAUAG